Molecule: messenger RNA, 1189 nt
Organism: Scheffersomyces coipomensis
Lineage: Eukaryota; Fungi; Ascomycota; Pichiomycetes; Serinales; Debaryomycetaceae
Exons: 1
Coding region: 444-1046 (200 amino acids)
Source: RefSeq, a predicted model, not a curated record
UUAUUAAUUUUAAUGGAUUUUCGUUGAUAACACUUGUUAUUUGAUAUUUCUAACCGUCUGAUCCAAUAAUAAAAAAUAUGUCAUGUCUAUUUGAGAAUUCCUUACUUUGGUUGUUCCUUUGUACUCGAUGGUAAUUAUACUCUAUUGAGCUAAAAUUUACUAUUUAUUUUGAACCAACUGAUUUUGUUACCAUUAAAAUGAAAAAGUUCGGAGAUAUUUAUUCGCAAUCAUUAUUUUUUAAAUUUUAAUUCCUUUUUUGUUCAUUUCCAAUGUGACCUAUAUCAAUUCGCUUUACAUCUAUUUAAAGUUAAGGUGUUUCAUCUCUAUCAAGUUAAAAACUUUUCACUAUCUGGUAUUCUUACUAAUUUUAGGUUGCUAACAAGAUUGAAAGGGGUAUCAUUGUCUCAUAUACUAACUAAACUUAGGUUAAUUACAAAAACAUCAUGAUAUCCUCAGGAGAGUUCACUUACCAUGUUCAAACCAAAUUUUGGCCAACUAUUUUAGAUUAUCGUCAAAUCAACAGCCAAAAAGUUCAUUAUAUUUGUUCAAGAUGGCUCAAGACUUGUCAGAACGUUAUCGUCAUCAACAGUUCCAAUUUCCUUAACGAGGAAACAAAUGGUCGGAUAGACCAUAUAAUCAAUAUUCUAGGCUCUCCAGAGAUUUACCACGGUGAUUAUUUCGGACCUGCAAUGAAUCAAAUUGAAAGGUUUCGUCCACGUUACAGAGAGGUAAUUGAAGAUGAGGCAAGAGAUAUCCCAAUCACGUUAGAAAUUCACUUACGUGAUUUUGUACUCUUGUACACGAAGUUAAGUCUUGUACAAAGAUUAUCGGUGAAGCUAAGACUCAAGAUGUACUUAAUGUGUAAUAGGCGUUUUAGAUUACUGGAUAGAGAUGUUUACAAUGCUUUUGUUGACUAUGACCAAAGCGUCCUUCAAUUAAAUCCAAAAAACUAUUUAAUACGUAUUCAUAACUUGGUUUCUGCUAAUGGUGCUACAAUGUCAUCCUACAUCGGCUUGCUUAAAGCUAUUGAGAUUUUGACAUUAUAGUGAUUCCAGCAUCACUUCUGUUAAUUUUGUUUCUUCUGUUGCUUCUGUUGCUUCUGCUGUUUCUAUUAUUUUUUACAUUUUUAAUAUUUCGGCUAUAUUUUACAUAUUUCAUAUUUCUGUCCUUUCCUAACUUUAAUUAUUAA